AUGGGUAGUGGCGUGUAUGUAAAUCAAGUGAUUCCACUGCAAAACUCGCGUUUGUGUGUUGUGUCUGCUCGCAGGAAGCAGGGCAGUGGGUCCGGCGCCAAAGCGAAGUCUGGUUCAUCUAGAGCAGUUCUACAGCUCCCCAUGGGCCAAAUCUAUUGCCUGUUUCAUAAGGGCAACUAUGUCGAGCGUAUCGGAGCCGGCGUUCCGGUGUAUCUGGUGGCGGUGCUGGAUUAUCUGAUCACCAAGAUCCUGGAGUUGGCGGGCAACGUAGCACGCGACAAUAAGAAGACUCGCCUUGUCCCGUGCUACCUGCAGCUGGCCGUUUGCAAAGAGGAGCUUUACAAACUGCUUGGUGGUGUGACUAUUGCGCUGGGCGGCGUCCUGCCGAAGAUCCAGAUAGUGCUGCUGCCCAAAAAAGUUGAGAGCCACCACCAAGUACCAAGCAAGUAACUCCUUUAAGUGGUAAAGC
Molecule: messenger RNA, 469 nt
Organism: Choloepus didactylus (southern two-toed sloth)
Lineage: Eukaryota; Metazoa; Chordata; Mammalia; Pilosa; Megalonychidae
Product: histone H2A type 1-like
Exons: 2
Coding region: 1-450 (149 amino acids)
Cellular component (GO): nucleosome
Molecular function (GO): structural constituent of chromatin; protein heterodimerization activity; DNA binding
Source: RefSeq, a predicted model, not a curated record